Molecule: messenger RNA, 11793 nt
Organism: Corapipo altera (White-ruffed manakin)
Lineage: Eukaryota; Metazoa; Chordata; Aves; Passeriformes; Pipridae
Gene: NEXMIF
Product: neurite extension and migration factor
Exons: 5
Coding region: 274-4818 (1514 amino acids)
Biological process (GO): negative regulation of cell adhesion mediated by integrin; negative regulation of cell-matrix adhesion; negative regulation of neuron migration
Cellular component (GO): nucleus
Source: RefSeq, a predicted model, not a curated record
GGGCGCAUGGAGGAGCCGCGCUGAGCGCCGCGGAACCGGAGCGCCCGCCGGGCGGGGGGAACCCCCUCCAGCGCGGGCCCCGCGCUCAGUCUUCAUCGUCAUCAAAUACAACUCCUUUCAUUCUCCUCUUCCAUUCACCUACCCAAAGACCAAAUCUGGAAAUAGUAACCAAAAGAGAAGCCCACGUCACACACAGAGCAGGGAAAGGUUGAAAUAAUUGAAGGGUUGGCCAGAUGCAGUGGGGCAUGGAGUGAACAGAAAGAGGUUAAAUUGAUGGAUGACCAACAAGAGCAGGAUUGUGCCUCAGAAGACCAAGAAACUAUCCUGAUUAAUGGGGUGAAAGAAAAUGAGUCACACGCCCUGGGCGGCGAUGAGAGGCCUUGCAGCGCUGCCGAGGCCGCGGUGCCGUUCCCAGCCCUGACCGCGGCGCCGAGGGAAAGCCACGCGUGCCACCGAGCCCCGCCGGCCAAGAAGCCCUGCCUGCUGAGCCCCCCGUCGCCGCUGCGGCUCACGGAUGUCCCCGAGCACGCCUCGGAUGACUCCUCCGCCCACGCCAUCUCCCUCACGUCCUGCGUGACCAAGGGCAUGAGCUCCUGGUCGCUGCCGGGCGACUGCGAGAAGGCUCCGUUCACCAUGAUGGAGCCCGGAGGAAUGUCGGCGCUGACGGGAGACUGCCUGAUGCAGCCGAGCCGGACCUGUCUGGGCUGCUUUAUUGAAUCCAAGGACGGCAUUGAUGCAGAACCGGGAAUAAGCUUGAAAGUGGGGGAUAUAAAUAGGGAUUAUGACACCUGUUCAGUCUCUGAUAUAGGGAUUCACUGCAUGAGCACAGGAGAAACCAUGAGAUAUGGGGAUCAACUGCUUUCAGACCAGCUUUUAAGCUUCCCUAUGCAUAAAUCGAGGGCAGCGGACAAAAGAGAUGCAGAAAAAUCUGACAGUGAUUCAGAGGACCCCACUCAGAAAAAUUAUUACGAGGGAUUACUAUUAGACAAAUGCAAUGGUGAGGAACCUUUACUAACAAAUCCCAACCAGGAAUGGGGCUAUUUUGAAUCUUUCAUUAGUGAAAGUAAAAUUGAGCUGCUUGACCUCUGCUCCAAAAAUGAGCUUUCUGUGAAUCUGUUUUCUGAGGAAGACGUGGAUAAUUACAUGUUCGACGAUGAUGAUUCCACCUUGGGAAGUGAUGUCUGCUCCCUAAAGAUUAGAUACGAAUCUUUCCAGGACAACGUGCGGGAGAAGACCACCACCCUACAGGAGGAUGCCCAGUUCAACUUCUUUCCCAGCGUGUUCAGCAACUGCACCAAAAGGGACAGCAGGAGCACCCUGAAAAGGGGGCCCAGCGGUGCCACUGACCCCUCUCAAUUCAAAUCUGAGGAAGGCAUCAUCUGGGGGGAGGAGGAGGAGGAUGGCGAGGAAGAGGAUGGUGAGGAGGAGGAGAAAGCUGCCUUAAAUAAAUCUUGCAACAGCACAGAGAUGGUGCAGUACGUGGGCUCCAAGAGGAGCCACUUCUUGGACUCGGUGAAUUCCACGGAGGACUCCGGGGAGUUCAGUGAUGACAGCACUUGCACGGAGUCCUCCUAUGACGUGCUGCGGGACAUCAAGGACUGCAGCCGGUACCUGGCCCGGGACCACUCUGGCUCCUUCAUCCAGCAGAACUACGGGUUGCGGGCAAAGAGGAAAGUGCGGUACAGCGACGACUACCUGUAUGAUGUGGACUCCAUUGAGAACGAGAAGAUCCUGGACAAGAAGGAGUGGCUCCCGGACGGGCCCAAGGAGGAGGACGAUGACGAGUGGUGCCCCAAGAAACGGCGAAAAGUCUCUCGCAAAGAGCCCCCCGUGAUCAUCAAGUACAUCAUCAUUAACAGGUUUAAAGGGGAGAAGCAUAUGCUGGUGAAGCUCAGCAAAGUGGAUGCCAAUGAGACAACUGUUACUCUGAACGAGGAGCUGCUCAGCAAAUACAAGAAGCUGGCCCCACUGAAGGGCUUCUGGCAGGAGAGGCAGCAGAGCCGGCUGGAUUUGCUCAGAUCGUCUCUCUACCACAAGCAGAAUUUCUAUCUUAACGGCUCAGAUGCUUCGUUCCUCCCUCACCCACGGAAGCGAAAAUGCAAGCUAGCAAACAGGCACCGGAUUCAAAGAAUUAAAGCCAUCGAGCAGUCAGUGAACAAGCUGGGCUCUUGCUCCUCUGAUCACAAGCAGCCUUGCAGCAGUAAGGAGGACGUGGGCCUGAAAGGGCUGCCGGCGUUAGCCAUCGCCACCCCCAGCUGUGCCAACGGAUUACACGUCCACGACAUCACGGGCAUCGCCGCCGUGAAAUGCAAAUCGCAGGAACGGGAGCACAAGGGGACGGAAAGGAAAGUGCUCCGCAGGAUCAAAUUCAAAAGCGAGGCCAGGUUGAAGUGCAAGAAGAUCAAAGCUGCUACCAGUACAGUUGAGGACUCCCCAGCACUGGAAAACCAGGGCCCUGCAGCACGUCUGAAGGACGAAAAGAGUCCCUGUGCUUCAGACAGCUCCCAUCUCCCGGAGUGCCACGAGGAUAAGGUUGCUAAAAAUUCUCCUUUCCUACCAUCCACCUCCUCUUCAGACAAGCCUCUGCCAUCUGCUAAUAUCACCACCAAUGUACCCCUGAUCCCUGGAGGGUAUCUGCAGACGUUGUUAGAUGCUUCAGAUUUGUCGAGCAACACGGGUAUCCCAUACUUCGCCCAGCACCCCUCCGAGCAGCCGCAGCACCCGCUCCCCAGCAUCGUCCGGCCAGAGAAGCCCUUCCCGGCCCUGCAGCCGGCACAGAGCUGUGUGCUCUCCCCGCCCUCUGAGUCGGAGCUACAGCAGUCGCCCGGCCACUUGGAGAUGGAGCAGAGCAGCUUCGGCAGCCUGUGGCCGGCCAAGGCCGGCAGUGACCGCCAGGACUUCCCCGGCGACCUGCCGGAGGCAGCCGGGCUGCCGGGCGAGUUCGGCGGCGGCGGCACCCCAGGCACAGACGGGCUCCCUGCCUCUGGAUACACUCAAGUCAAUCUGAAUAGCGGCAAAUUGCUAUACCAAAAAAAUUACAUGCCGGAUAGCCAACAAGUGCAGUCUGAUGAUUCUUAUCAGUCAUGUCAUUUUAAUAAUGGAGAGGGGCGCUUUCAUUUCCAACGAGGUACACUAAGUACAGAUGAUGGCAGGCUCAUUAGUUUUGAUUCAGUGGGUUCAUUGUCAGUUAGUUCUAGUAAUUACAGUUCUUUAAGUUUAAAGUCUUGUGAAAAGGACGGCGAGGAUGAUAUUAAUGAUGAUUUCUUGGCCCACUGCAGUCCCAAGUUAGUGAUCCAGCAGAGCAUAGAUGAAAUCACCCCUUUGAAGGAGUCCACGGACCUUUUAGACAUUUCCAACUUCACGCCUGAUAGGUUCCGCCAGUCGUCACUUUCGGAGAUGUCCCCUCCAGACACUCCCAACCUGUCCCCACAGAUAGCUGGCUCCGAUGCCAAGCCUCUGGGCACCCUGAAGGGCUUUCAGGAGAGCCCCCAGGCUGCCCUCAACAGCUCCGAGAAGGUCAAGUGGAACUGUGGAGUCCUACAGACCGAGGAUCAGGCAGAUAAUGGGUUUGCUUUAAAUAAUCACCAGUUCCAGUUCCAUAUGUUCAACGAUGAAGAUUCUGUCAGCCUUCUCGAAAAGAGUCCAUGCUUGUCAACAUUUAAUGAGCCAUCUGGUCAAAUUAGCACCAAUAGCAAAGUGUCAAAAUCGAAGAGGAAAAGUUCAUCCAGCAAGAAUGUGGGUACAAACCAAAGCUCUUCCCAGAAAGCCACCCGAAAAAAAUCGCCCAAAACCAACAAAGGAACCGAUAAGCCGCAAGGAAAGAACUCCAGGCAGGCACCCAAAUCCACCAGGAAAGGGAAAAAUGCAGUGGGAGUCAACGGUGAGAAGGUUCCGGCUGUUGGUGGCAGGGCAGUCCCUCAGCUGAGCACGGUGGCCACGGCCACCAAGGGCCUGGUUGAGGGCACUCAGCACUGCGGCCCAGCCGGGGUGAAGCUGGGCAAGCACAACGGGCUCUCCGGAGAGUGGGCACUGGGAAAAGAGGGGGGCACGGGCUGGUCAGAACCCAGCCUGGGCAAUGCCACCAGCCUCCUGGAUGACGAUCAGAGGGAGUUUGAGGAACCUUCCAACAUCCUGUCCAACAUCGCAUCGGGAAUGGCUGAUGUCCAGAGGUUUAUGAUGGCCUCCAUCGAGCCCUUGUGGGGGCCUGUCAGCCACAACAGUGUUCCAGACAUAUUCCGGUCACCAGAGUCCAACAGUCUGAAACUGAAAACUCUUAAAAUUUUGGCAGGGACUUCCCAAGAGUCGAAGAAGAAGGCGAACGGUGGCUCGCCAGGGGCGGCGAAGAACCACAAGUCAAACAACAAGGGCUCAAGUAAAAACAGCAAAGCCGCAACCUGCGACCCCAGUCGCCCCAACUGCUCGACCGGGUUCACCACGGACAUUCACGCUCCCUUUUUUGAUAAAAACUAUAGUAACCUGAGCACUUUAGGCAAUAAUGGACCUACCCAUAAAAAACUCUACCGUCAUAAAUCCAGUUCGAAAUCACUGCGGGAUGAGAACUGUAAAAUCAAGCGGACGGACCGCGAACAGCCCCACAAGGACCCACCCGUGACAGCUGCUUUUGAGAAACUGAGGGAAUCAGACUCCAUUCUUCUUAAAGCAGAAACAACAUUUUUGGGUUUUCCUGUAUUUGAAGAAGAGACUCCCUUUUCUAGAAAGACGGUUGAUGUUUGGUUCUUUUCUUACCAUUUCUUUUUCAGUUGGGUUUGUUUUUUUUCCCGUCGGUUCCUUUUUGAAAUCUGCCUUGUGGUCUGUUGAAAUGUAAGUGCUGAAAUGAAGAGUUUGAAAUUGUGGGAAUUUUAUUCUUUGAAAGCAAACCUAAUCUGGUAUUCUCUGUGAAAGACUGUUUUAAAAGUCAUACUGUUGUACAGUAGUUUAUGCACUAUUACCCACAACAACAAAAAAUUGUGCCAAACUAUGAACAAGUGACUGUAUUGUAUAUAUUUUUACUUCUCUAUCAACAUUGGGUUGUGAGUGUUUUCUGCAGCUAUGCCUUUUGGUUUUACUAGAAACAUUCCAGUUGUUAAGUACUAACCACCCCCCUUUGAAAGCACCUGUAACUCACGAUGAAAACGAUCUUGUUCACUGAUACAACUUACCAAAAGUUUUAUGGACAUGACUAAAAGUGUGCCAAAUUUACUUACCUCAUUUCAUGGAUUCACCCUGUGGUUUAAAGCUCAUAAAGGGAAAAAAAAAAAAAAAAAAGGAAAAAAAUAAAAAAAAAGGGGGGGGGGAGGAAAAAGGAACUUUGAAACCGAUGCUGGGAAAUGGUAACAUCCUCUCUUUGAAACCACAAGCGGAUAAACUUAAUAGUGAAAUGUUGAGUUUAAUUCUAGGAGAGAGUUGCAAUGGUGGAGGAGUUCAGAAAACCACUGACGGUAAGUUUGCCAGGAACUCAAGUGUCUGCAUCUAGAGACUACAGAACAGCUGCUUUUCAAGUAUCUGUUUUCUUAAAGCAAAACCUGUAGCUGAAGAUCAUUUGAAAUGCAAAGUUACAUUGCUAAUUCUUUGUAUCUCAGUUUUAUAUAUUUUAUAAGAACCUGGGAUAAACUCUAAAAUAGGUAUAAAAACAGAACUAAUACAUUUCAUACAUUGAUUGCUAUUUACUUUUCCUUUGAGUAGUUUCUUAAACAUUUUCGAUGCAGAGCCUGUCAGAAGCGCUCUCCCAUCAUAGCUUUGGUGUUUCCUCAGUGUCUAACCUUGCGAUGCCAAUAUAGUUUGAACUUUCAAAAGCAAAGUAAUUCAUUUUAAAUACAACUCCUAACCUUUUCUUUGACUCAGUUCAUCAAAAAAAAAAAACAACGGAGCUAUUUGUGAUCUCACCAAUCAGGGCCAGAUCAUCCAUGACUGGACUUUAUUAAGACAGCGUUAAGUAUUGAAUGCUAAAUGUAUUCUCAAAAGGCCUUAUUUGUAACCCUACUCACCACACCCUCGCCCUCCAUGAGAAUAACGAACCCAACCAAUAUCUAUUUUCCUUGUGCAACUGAGAGCCUGUGAGUUUUGCUGCUGAUUUCUUACGAAAAACCUUGAUAUGCAAGAGCCCUGCGAACUGGGAGCGAUUGGGAGCAGAGGGAUGCGAGGCUUGGACAUGAUAUGCAAUAGAAAACUGAUGAGGAAGAGGAGCCUCAGUAAAGCAGUGGGACAGAUCAUGUUGCCGAUGUGGUUGCAAGCAGAGAUGGUGUCCCACGAGAGCAGGACUAGGCUCAGGUUUCCUUACUAGGAGGUUUGUUUCCGCCCACGUGCAAGGCAAAGCAGCAGAAUUGGUUGAAGUUAGUUUAGCAAAAAAACCAGAGCGAGCACUCGUAAUCAAAGUGGAGAUGCAGAGUGUUGUUUUGAAUCAAAAUGUUUCCAGCGCUUGCAGGUCUUGAGGUGUAGCUGAGGCUCAGCUCUGUGAUCCCAAAGAGAACAGCUCGGCAGUUGUGUUGCGCUUUAUUUAACAGAUGAAAGAAAGAACUCUGAAAAAAAUAGUAUUUAGAAGCCCCAUCCUUUAAGUUCAUUUUUGCUGGAAUAAAUGCUGGCUUUGCCUGGAGUGAGUUGCUCUGGAUGAGAGUGGUCCCUGGGUAUCUCACAGGGUGCAGUGUCCUACCCCAGCUCUGGCUUCAGGAGGGAGAUCCAGAAGAUGCUCAGGAUUUAUUUUGGAGACAAGAGCUGAGGUAGGGCUCCAUCCCUGGGUGCUGGGCUUGCCUGCAGCCAUCAUGCUCUCCCCACUUCCCCAGCAGCUCUUUUCUAUUCGUAGGCUCAUCAGAUACUACAAGCUCCAGCCACUGCUGUGGUGUUGGCACAUCCCUUUUUUUCAGCGUUCGUCCCACGUGCUGCAGGAUGAGGGGCUGGCAGCUCCCUUCUUUGAGAUGUUCUGGCUGCUGCUUUUAUGGAGACAGGUCAAGUCCAGGGCUGAGAUGUGGCACAGACCUUCUUUUUCACCCAAACCCACCAUUUGAAAGCACAUUUCACCUGGCCUGCACUAUGCUUGUUAUGCUUAAUGUUAUGAAUAUGGGACUUGUAAUAAAACACCUUGUACAGGACUGGAUAGCAAUAUUUAUUGCAUUUGAGAAGUGUGCAAUAGGGCAUGAAGAUCAGGCAUAAAACAUAUCGACUAUUUUAUAUUUCUCGGUGAUCCAUGAAAAACCAGCUCGGUGUUUAAGGACGAUGGUAGUCACAAAUACCAGCUGCCUUGUUGCUCUCUCUUUUAUUCCUGCCACCUGAUUUCACUGCCAUCUUUGGUGGUCAUCCCAUCUCCACCCCAAAAAUCUCUGUUAAACAGCCUGGGUCCCUCAUGGUGUGGCACUGGCCCUUCCCGGGGUUUGACGAAGUCAUCCUCUGCUACUUGACCUCAAAAUUUGGAAAUUGUCCUGAGCCAACCAUUUACCCUCUUCCCUUUUGAUCUUUGUGGGAUAUUUGGGUUGAAAGGGUCCUUUAAAGGUCAUUUAGUCCAACCCCCCUGUAAUGAACAGGGACAUCUUUGACUAGACCAGGUUCCUCAGAGCUCUGUGUGACUGACCUUGAAUGCUCCCAGGGCCAUCUCUGGCAGUCACAGCUUCUCUGGGCAACCUGUGCCAGUGUUUCACCACCUUCAUAAAAAAUUUCUUUCUCAGGUCCUUCUCGGCAGGGCUGCUCUCAAUCCCUUCAUCCCCCAGCCUGUGUGGAUCCCAGGGAUUGCCCCAUCCCCGCUGCAGCACCUCUUAUUUGGCCGUCUUGAACCUCGUGAGUUUCCCAUGGGCCCCCUUCUCGAGCUUGGUCAGGUUCCUCUGGUUGUCACUCUGUCCCUCAGGUGUGUCAACCACACUUGCUCAGCUUGGUGUCAUCUGCACACUUGCUGAACACUCGUUCCCACUGUCUGCAUCAUUGGUGAAGAUCCUGAACAGUACUGGUCCCAGUAUGGACCCCUGAGGGACACCACUGGUCACUAAUAUCCAUUGGACAUUGAGCUGUUGAGAUGUGAUCAUCCAACCAAUUCCUCAUCUUCUGAACAGUCCAUCCAUCAAACUCAUCUCUCUCCAGUUUAGAAAGAAGGGUGCUGUGGGAGACUGUUUAAAGGCCUUACAGAAGUCCAAAUAAAUGACAUCUGUAGCACUUCCCUUGUCCACUGAUGGAGUCACCCCUAUCAGAGAAGGCCACUGGGUUGGACAGGCAGGACUUGCCUGUGGUGAAGCUGUACAGGAUGUCCCAGAUCACCUCCUUGUCCUCCAGGAGCCUCUGGGAGGGUCUGUUCCAGGAUCCUCCCAGACACAGAGGUGAGGCUGACAGGUUGGUCGUUCCCAGGGUCCUACUUUUUAUACUUGCUCAGAAUGGGUGCGAUGUUUUGCUUUUCCCUUUCUCCACGACUUCACCUGUCAUGACUUUUUAGAUACCAUGGAGAGCUACUUGGCAGCUACAUCAGCCAGUUGCCUCGGGACUGUGGGAUGCACCUCAUCAGGUUCCAUAGACUUAUGUACGUUCAGGUUCCUCAGGUCAUCACAAACUUGAUCUUCUCUCACAAUGAGAGGGACUUUGCUCUUGCAGUCCCUGUCCUGUGGUUCAUCCACUCAAGGGUGGUGGAAAGAGAGGUUGCCUCAGCCUUCUCAUCUAUUGGUACCCGUUUGCCAGUCACGUUACACCUUCUUUGACCCUUCCUUUUCAGUCUGUAGAAGCCCUUCCUGUUAUUCUUUACAUCUCAUGCCAAGUUCAGCUCCAUCCGCACCUUGGCCUUCCACACCCCAUCCCUACACGACCUGGAAGCAUCCCAAUACUCUUCCCAGGAUACCUGUCCCUGCUCCCACUGCCUGUGCAUUUCCUCUUGCCCUUCAGUUGGGACCAGCAGGUCCUGACUCAGCCAUGCCAGUCUCUUGCCUUCCUUGCCCAAUUUCUUACACCUGGGGAUUGAGAGCCCUUGUGCUCUAUGGAAAACAUCCUGAAAGAUCUACCAGCUCUGUUCUGUUCCCUUGUCCCUGAGGGCAGUUUCCCAGGGGAUCCUAUUGACUAACUCCUCGAAGAGCUGGAAGUGUGUUUUCCUAGAAUUCAUCACCACCUGCCUAUCGCUACCUCAAGGUUUUCAUCACUCCCCACCUUUGCCUUGUCCCUUACUGUACAGGCUCUUAUUUUCCAUUUGCCUUUCUUGGUGCAUUUUUGUUUCUCGUGGCGCAGCUCACAGCUGGGGCAGGACUGGGAGGUGGGUCCCAUCCAUCCCUGCCCACCACCCCCACGCCCCAGGGCUCCCUGUGCCUGCCUGCACUGGCUCCCCUCUCAGCCCAUCCUCUUGCCUGCUCCCAGUGAAACUUCCAUCCUUCUCACACCUUCAAGUUGGGCUCCUGGCUGGGGCAACAAAGCCAAGCCACACAAAAGAUGUUUAUUCUGCAGCAUCUUUUCUACUUUAUCUCAUCCCACUUCUACUCCGAUGUGUCCCACCAAGCCUGGUGUGGGCAGUGCUGCUCUCCUGGGUUUGGGGGGCUUAAAAUUGGCAGUGACAUUAAAAAACAGAAACCAUCUGCUUCCAAAGCAUGGUCAUAAAGUCUGUCCAAGAGGAGAACAACACAGGGCAGCACAGCUUGAGCCCUUGGCUCUUGCCCACCUCGGAGCUGGAGCAGGAGCUGCCUGAGAGCAGGGGAAGGUGGUACUCCCCCCUGUCCCACGGGGUGUGGCUCUCCUGGGGUCUGGGAAAGGAUCCAUUCUCUGUGCGGGCAGAGAUGUCCUGCAGAACAAAACCCUGCAGCAGCUGAACAGGAGCCAGCCCACCCCACAGCCAUCAUUUGCUGGACACACUUGCAUAGAGAGGUUUUGUAAAUAGAAAAAUAUCACUGAUGGGGAUCCAAUAAAAACCUAUUGGGUUUUUAUUUUAAAAAAUAAUCUUACCAGGUUUACAUCUUGCUUUUCUUUUUCUAAGCAUAAGAGGGUGGAUGUUUUUGAAAAAUGUCUUGAGAAUAAUGACUUGCAGACCAGAGGUAGCCAGGCAUUUUGGGAGGAGGACAAGGAGGAGGAGGAGAAGGAGGGCAGGGGCAGCCACAGGGCUGUCCCAUCCACACUGUGCCAUCUGACUGCUCAGAAAGGAAAAGCCAGGGCUGGCUCAGCCUGGCCGUGGUUGCUUUGAGAAACCACUGUUGCUCUGUUUGCUCUUUUAAAAAGUCAGGAUUGCUGUUAAUUUUUUGGCAUUAUGGCUCAAAUGAACCAUGAACCAAAAUAAAGAUGUUUGAAGCAUCGUCAUCCUUUACCUGCUGGACCACAUUCUUUCCCUAAGCUCCCAGUCUAGCAAAGCACUUAGGUGGGAGCUUGCUCCCAGGGCUCCGGCUCCACAAGUGCUUUCCUGGAUGGCUGGUGAUGUCAAAUCCCAAGAAAAACUCCCUUGAAGUCAGUGUAGGUGAGAAGAGAUUCAGGUGCGUGGACUUCGGUUGGCGCAGGAUCAGGCCCUCGGUCUUUCCUCAACUCGAUGUGUUGGAUUUGCCUGUGCAGCUCCCAGGGGGCCCAGUGGAGGUUGCAGGUUCAAGCCGCUGACAUCUGUCUGAGAAUGUGCCUCUUUAGCUCUUCAGCGUGUGAAAUAAUGCAAAAAAAAAAAAAAAAGAAAAAUAUAUAAAAUAAACAAAGUACAAUGUCUGUGGUAGAAGCAAGGCUUUUCAAAUCUGUUUCUCAGGUAAACAAGUGACACUAAUGACAGUGGAGUAACAGCCAUCUAAGGGAAUUGGGAUGUGAAGCAGGAGGAUUCCCUCCAUCUCGCAGGAUGCUUGGGUUGCCAGACACGUUUACUGAGCCUUUAAACACUUGGUGCAAAAGGAAACAAGAAAUCAAAUUGGUCUUUUCACUACCCUUCGCUAGCUAGACAGACAGACGUCCACUUCAAAAGCACAAAGGGAAGACUUAAACCUAGACUAAACCACACACACACAAAAAAGAAACCAAGGUACCGGUGAAACUCCUUUUGUCUCUUACUCCCGGUGGGAAGCAGGGUAGAAAUCCAAGGAGCUGCUCUGUUCCGCUGCCCCGGCGCCGGCCAGGCGCCUCGACUGCUGCCUCCAGAGAUGUGAAUGUACUGCUCCUUGAGUCCCUUCCAUAGAACUAGAGGCACCUCGUUAGGAAGUUGCUCCUGUUUUAUGGUGCUAAAGAAAACUUUUAUCCCCCCCCUUGAGCAUUUAAGAACUAUCAAAUGGCCCUUUUUAUGAAUGUAACAUAUCCAUUUCUGUUCCACAUUUUACACUGCAAUUUUAACAUGUUUGGAAAUGAUUUGCCUUUUUUCUUUUAGAAUAAGCUUUAUAAAUAUUCUGUAGAGUCAAUUGAAGUAUAAUUCUUAAGGAUCACUCUAAGACGCCUACAAAAUCUUGUAUAUUUUUAAGUGUGCCAAUUUGUAAAAUAUUUUGUAAGUGUAUAUUUUUCUUAGAAAAGUGCUGUGAAGUGUUUGUAUGUGUGAGGUUUCCCUUUUUUUGCACCUUCGGGUGUUAAUAAAAGGAUGUAUACUUAAAAGUUUCUGGUUUUAAAAACCAAAAUACAAAGAAAAAAAUUAAACUUUUGUUGGGAAUUUUGUAAUAAAAAGAAAUGUUGUGAAAGAGUGUAGUGAUAUUGUGUAAAGGAAACUGGAAAAUUUGUGAGCGCUUUGCUGUUUUAUAGAUCCUCUUGUAAAUUAUUCUUGUAAUAUUUUGGGUUUUGUUGUUCUUGUUGCAAAGGUUUUAAAUAUUUGUGACUGACUCUGUAUGGUGAAAACGUCAUAUUGUUAACUUGCUGAGUUUUGUUAUAUUGUUUAUGGAAUAAAUAAAAAAAUUAAAAAUCUCAUUUUAA